Aspergillus welwitschiae is the source of this 573-nucleotide messenger RNA. RefSeq lists its product as uncharacterized. Bases 115 to 312 code for a protein of 65 amino acids. The transcript has a single exon. NCBI's taxonomy places the organism in Eukaryota, Fungi, Ascomycota, Eurotiomycetes, Eurotiales, Aspergillaceae. The record is from RefSeq and is a predicted model, not a curated record.
CUUGACUUUCGACCCCCAACCGGCCAGGAUGGUUAACACCGGCUUAACUCUUCUUAGACCAGUCCUGUUCCUGGUGGAAAGUCUAUCCAUGAUGAUUUGGCAGCAGUCACGCCAAUGAGACACCCCUCUUGCGUUCGAAUAACGUUAUGGAAGCAUCCCAAGCCCCAUUCCACAGUGCUUGCCUUCCAAGAGGGGACUUUCUGCAUGGAUCCCGGGACGCGUCAUGAAAUCCCACGGCCCGAUGCAGCCAGGGACCCUGAGAGGCGAAUAAUGCGAACUGACAGCCUAAGGCAACUGUUACAGUGUCGCUGAUCCGGCACUCGCGGGUGCAUCUGGUUCAAUACUAUUUUACGUCUACGAUCUCAAAUCACACUCCAUACCCAAUUUAUCGAUGGGAAUGUUUGAGCAGCAGGUGACUCCGACCACCAUUGCACAGACGAGCUCCGGGAGGAACUCAGUGCGGUAGAGGAGCCAAUUAUGCCCGGGGUAAAGUUACUCUAGUACGCCAAUAUGACCUGCCAUCCUAUGGUCAAUUAAGAAGGAAUUGGAGGUUGAUUAUGCGUUCGUGAGGUA